Pocillopora meandrina is the source of this 9867-nucleotide messenger RNA. NCBI's taxonomy places the organism in Eukaryota, Metazoa, Cnidaria, Anthozoa, Scleractinia, Pocilloporidae. The record is from the annotation of a GenBank genome assembly.
AUGGAACCAGACAUUGUAGAAACAGCAAAAAACAAUUUCUCCACUGAUAGGUCAGUGUUCUUUUGCUCGCAAUAUGAAUUUUUUACUUGGGACUUAGAAAAUACUACCUUCCCUUGGAUCAUUGUGGGAAGCAUAAUACUUCUCUCUCCCGUUACAAUUCUUAUGAAUCUGUUAGUAAUCGUAACGGUUGCAAAACGGAGAGACCUGCAAAAAUUGUCCAAUAUUCUGCUCAGGAGCCUCGCCCUUGUAGAUCUUCUCGUUGGCGCUGUAUCGAUGCCGUUAUCUGCGACGGUGGACGUGCUAAUUCUCCGCCAGAUGCCCGUCGAAUAUAUUUGUGAUUUAGACUUGGCUAAUAUCACUGUUCUUUAUUUCCUUUCCAUAUUGUCUCUGUAUCAUUUGACUGUCAUUGCAUGGGAGAGAAACGUAGCGAUACGGAAAGGCCUUCAAUAUCGGGUACUCGUUUCAAAGAGCCUUCUCGUAAAACUCUCGAUAUUUGCUUGGCUGGUAGCCGUGUUUUCAGACCUUCCCGCUACUAUUCUGACAAUAACGGAAGAAGAUGUGGAGAUCAUCGACAUGUGGAUGACCAUCGAAUGUACUUUGAUGGUAAUUUGUGUGAUAAUCAUUGCCUGUUAUAACAUCUUGGUGUAUCUUGGAGUACGAAAGCGUAAGAAAAACCAGAUUGUACCACUCACAGCAAACCAGAAAAUGGAAUCGAAGACGGCCAAGACAUGUGGACUGCUCACGCUUGUUAUCUUUUCAUCCUUUCUUCCAAAACUGUUGAUCUCCAUUUUUUCAGAAAUAUUCCCGGCCCCACUACAGUCGAACUCAGCUUUCCGUCUGACAGAGACGCUAGUGCAAUUGAAUUCCUUGCUGACUCCCUUAAUUUACUGGUAUCGAGACCGCCGUUUUAGGAAUGCUGUUCUAGAGAUACUACGACUCAGGAAACCUCAACCCAUCCACCCGCCCGUUGCUGCGAGAAUUGCCUGUCGAGGUAACCCAGUUGGAACGGUAGCUGAGCGGCAUGAUUGAAGAACCUUCUACUCACUUGAAUUAGACAGUGGUCAUCUCUUUAUCGUUGAGGCUUCUUCUCGUGAAGAAAAACCGUCCGGCCAAUCUGAAAUUACGCAGAUCAAAAUUUGUGUAUGCUAUAAAUGAAAAAAGUCGACUUUCAGCUGCUUUUCUUUCAAAGUCGGAUUUUGAGAAAUGAUUGGGUCAGAUCUCUUUACAUAAGAGACUUUUUAUUCCACUAUCGGUUUCAGUAGAGUUCGUAGCUCAGUUGGUAGUCGCGUCUAACUGGUAUCUGAGAGGCAUGGGUUCGAACUCUGUCGAAUCACAAUUCUUUUCAAGCCUCAAUACCUACAACUUUCUCCAUUUCAGUUCAUCUGUCAGAAUCGUUCGUUAUUUAUUAGUUACAAAGUUAAUAAUGAGCGCAACAAGAUAUGUUUACUGUUUUGGUCAGUAAUCAUAAUUCAAUGUAGUUGAAAAAGACAUUCAUUUCACUGCGCGUCAAUGUUGAACAAAAACUCUAAGGCAAUAGUUCACGAAUCAAAUAAUGCGAUGCGAUUUACUUUGUUUUGUAAAAAAAGGCUGACGUGGAGGCACAUGCUAAACAAAUCUACAAGAAGUUUGCACUUUCAAAAAUUUCUCAUAAUUCAAAAUUGUAGACGAAAGAAUUCCUUUACGACAAAUGAAAUCUCAACAGCUGUUCAACUCUAGUGCCAAAAUUUUCGCUUCUCCUUGUAAAUGAGGGCCAUAAACUGUGUAUAUAUACAUGACCCUAUGAAACAAAACUGGUUCGCAAUAACUUUUAUUUUGAGCCGAUUCUUUUAGGUCUUUUCAUGGGCUGGCAAGUAAGAAAAAAUAUUUCUUUCAGUCUUAUGAACAUGAGAAAUUCAAAGUUUUGUGGAUUCACAACAACUAUGGACAAAUGUCAUUAUGUAACGCGCAAAGCAUUACAUAACAACAUUGAUUCAAGCCGGCUCUCACAGGAAUGUGUUGCGGCGAAGUACCCCAGUAAUGUAGGUAGAAUUGAAUUUAACCGAACUUUAAUGCCACAAUUUAGUUAAUUCAUUUCAGUGCGCGUCAACAAGAGGCUUGCACUUUCAAAAAUUAUUCAUAAAUCAAAAUUGUAGACGAAAGAAUUCCUUGACGAAAAAGGAAAUCUUAGCAGCUGUUCAACUCUAGUGACAAAAUUUUCGCUUCUCCUUGUAAAUGAGCACGAUGACUGUGUAUAUAUAUAACAUUAUGUAACAAAACUGGCUCGCAACAACUUUACUUCGAGCCAAUUCUUUUAAAUUUCUUUCAGUUUUAUGAACGUGAGAAAUUGAAAGUUUUGUGGAUUCACAAAAACUAUGGAAAAAAGCCAUUAUGUAAUGCCCAAAGUAUUACAUAACAACAUUGAUUCAAGCCGGCUUUCACAGGAAAAUUGUGCGGCAGAGUACCACAGUUAUGUAAGCAAAAUUGAAUUUUACCAAACUUUAAUGCCACAAUUUAGUUGAAUGACAGGCACCGCAAAAGUAACAUUGGGGCGAGAUUCUAAGCUUAGGGAACAAAAUUAUAUUGGUUUACUGGGAAAAAUGUUUCACUUUAGUUAGACGUUACAUGUACCGCGUGUGAAACUCAUAAAAUGGCUCAAAAUGCGAUGCAAACUAAAUUGCAUUUAAAAGAUUUAGCUGAAAAGAAGAAACUAUUAGGAUUCUCAUCCUGGAAGAUGCCGUCAUCGAGGCUAACUGUAGCCAAAAAUGUUUCCCUUUUUCAUAUAUCAGUCAAAGGAACACAUUGAAAGGUAAAUUAAUUUUUUUUCGCUGUUGACGGACUGUAAACUGUUUGGCCAAUAACUAUUCUAUGCGUUUUUCCCAAUCUAGAUUUGCCAAAUUUCUUAUAUCAAGCCAAAAUAUUGUUGAUUGUAUAUACCUACAUGGAAUAUCAGUAUGUAAGGAAGAUAAAUUGGAAGUAAAGUAAUUAAGACUUUGUAGAAGACAUGAUUUAUUGAGUAAAUUGACUGCAAUUACUGUUAUUGGAGCAGUUUAAAAUUCAGUGUUAAAAAACCGAAACCAAAGAAAUUCAAUGGCCAAUCAGAACGUGCGAAGUUUUACAUUAUCAUUAGUCAAUAAUCAUGAGAGCUGAGAGUGAAAAGAAUCAAACCGCUUGAAGCACGAGAAAAAAUUGUUGCGAUUGUUUUAGUUUUGCAUCUUAUUAGUUGAGAAAGUUGCACUAUUUUUUUUUUUUGAGCCAAUCACAUAACGAAAGUAAAGCAAAGCCAAAAUACUUUUGGAGUUCUCUCGAUACUCAAUUGGAAAUUGCUUUACUUCUGUCUUAGUUUAAUUGAAUUAACUCAAGUGCCCGAGCGAAUAUUGGUUUAAAAGGGCAUGGACAGGUGUUCUUCGGAAAUCGAGAUAUUUCACAGACGCAUCAACAGUAGUUCAUAUUGAUUUUAAAUUGUUGAGAGAACAUUGUUCAAUAUUGAGUGUCAAAAGUAAUCCGUGACUUUUUCGGUAUGGCCUAGUUCUCUGACUGGUCCAGAAACCUCGUACAAUCCUGUCCGUUGCAAAACCGAAAAAAAUUUGCCCUCGACACGCUGAGGCGAUUUCCCGCGCUUAUGGCAAUUUUCAUGUUUUUUACAUUGAACACCCAUUGAUUCUUAAAGAAAUUUACCUUUGAUUUGAUUGGCUAUAGAGUUAACCGUGGUUUUGGUUUUAUAACACUCAAUUGUUAGCUCCGCUGUGUACUGUAGUUUCACGUAGACAGUGGGACGAUCCAAGCAACAAUAUGGAAACCGAAAGUCGUCCGAGCAGAAACCGAACGUCGACGCGAACAUCUGGGUGAUUUACUUGUUAUAAUUGAUGUGCGAAUGAUUGUAUUAGCGAAGCGUAAUUUGAGACAGUCAUUUGUUGAACAGUUCGUCAGAGAAAUAUUGUUCUGUAAAAAUUAAUCCUAUAAAUAAAUUUAAUCCAAAUAGCCUCGUUUAUCGUGUUUUUUUCUCCUUUAUCUUUUUUUUAAUCUUAAUUAAAUGACAUCAUUGCACCACUAUAUUCUACCAGUACUGCAUGUCUAAUUUUCUGAACGAUUGGUAAUCCAUCAGCUGGAUCAGGUGACUUAUCAGACAAGAAAACCACUAGGAUCAGCAAUUUUGAAAACAUUCCGCGCGUGGAGAGAUUGUCAACUUUUAACUCCAAAAGUAUCUGACAACCACCCUCCACCCUUAACCCAGCCCUCCCCCUCCUUCCGCGAUAAACAAUGACCGGUACCUAAUUUUAUUUAAUUUUUUUAUUUUUAUUUUACUUUUCAAUAACUAAUGAAAUUCUUACCUUUUAUAUUUAUAUCGUUUCUGACCAUAAGAGAUAUCUUAGCUUCAUUCGUUAAGAUACCAGUUGUUAUCUUAAUCGCUGUAGCACUUGACGCCAUUACACUUGGCAUUAUCCAUAUAUGCCAGUUGACAACGUUUACUGGCGCAACAUAACGACAUGCAUUCCUGCAUGUCUAUGACUGCACCGAGAAACGUGAAAUUCCCAGCGUGCAGCUGACCUUCCAGGAAAGCAUUUUGUUAGGCUUUUCUACAUACGGGGUUUUUAUUUAUGGGUAGAGGAGGACCAAAACGUGCAGCUUAUAUGAGGAAAAAAAUGAACCAGUUUUACUUGAAUCAUGUAACUUUUUCUCAUGAAGAGAACCAACCACUUGCAUCAUGUUAGCUCAUGUUGUAGAUAUUUUAAAUUCCUAUUAGUUUCUUGGUUGUACAAGAUUUAGAGCAAGGUAUCUGUUGACGUUUUUGAUUUGGAAAAUGAAGUGUAGUAACAUUUAAAAAGUUACAGCACCAAGAGCGAAAGAAAUGCAUGUUAACAAAUAGCAUUGGCAUGACAAGUAAGGUCUGGUCACCUUUCAUUGACAUAUCAGGGUCUUUGCCUCCCCUGCACAAUUUCCGCGCGGCCAAGACCCAAAAACCGUUUUUUCACCGAUAGAAGACCCCUUAAACGACGUUUCUAGAAAAAAAUUUCUGCACCAGGAGUUGCAUAUUGUCAUCGUUGAUUAAUAUUUUAGGAUCUAGUCCCCCUGGCUUAGUUUUUUCCACGAGAGGGGCACCCCUUAAGCGACGUUUUCAAAAUAAUUCAUUGGCAGCAGAAGCUAGCCCUGGUAAGAGUCCAUUGACGUGUCAGGUCUUCGCCCCCUCGGCCCAAUUUCCGCGCGGCCAAGGCCAAAAAACUUUUUUUUUUCCCCCGGGAGGAGACUUUUUCAAGGACGUUUUCAAAAAAAAUUUAUUGGCAUCAGGACCUGGUUACUCUUCACUGGGCCAAGGCCCAAAAACCGUUUUUUUCUCCGGAGGAGACGUUUUUACAAAAAUUUGUUGGCACGGACGAUACAAUGUCACCGAUAAAUACUAAUCUAAUGAAGAGAACAGUUUAGCAGCAACUCGUGUGCAAAGAUGUGUUCCUCAUUUAUACUCCCAACUUAUACUUUCUUCUUGGCUCUUCCAUAUUCUAAAAUUUAUCAUUUUACUAAUGCCGCUUUAAUUAUCCUCUUCAAAUUACCGUUUUGUCCUUUUCAAAAUAUUUUAAUCGAUCAUAGUCGGUGUUUUCUUAUCAAUUUAAUCUAUUCUACGCCCCAGUUGGCUUGAAUUUACUACGCCACUUAGCUUUAAUUAUCGUUUGCCCACAUUUAUUUGAAUUGCAAUAUUCCGUGUUUACUCUUUUUCAACAUUCUCAUGUUUUGAUGUUUUGGCAGAUUUUGCGUACCUUCAAAGAGGAAAAAAAGCAGCUUCUUCAUUGGUGUUUGGCCGAAAUAGUCAAUUCCAAGAGCUUUUAGCCUAGUGUUCUUUCGUUUGUUCCGGUUAAUAAUUAUCUACCAAACUGAAAUAGAUCACACGCGUAUGUUUCUUCUGAGAGAAAAAGUCAUCUCAACAGAUGUUCCAAUAACAGGCGGUUUAGCAAAUAAAGAUUGCUGCGUUGAUAAGAAUAAAACCAAAAAUUACCCGAAGCUUUGUCUGGGUUAUCCCUAAUCAGUCACCAUAGAUACAUACAAGCAUUCUUGUGGAACUAAAAGAUGGACAAACUAUCAACAAAAUCUGAUGUUAAACUCUGUGGAAAACUCGCUAUAAAAAGCAUAUAUUUUUCUUUUGUGGUUUCAUGAUUAGUCAUUUCUAGACAUUUUGAUUCGAGCGUUUUCUGUGUGUUCGGUGAAUAAUUGCAUUCAUGCACACAUUUUUUUUUAAUUUGAAUAAAGGUUCGGAUGUGAAAAGCAUUUAAAUUACAAAGAACCUCAUUUUGUGUUCGACUCGCAUUCAAAACAGCAUGCUAUUAAGAGAGUGCUUGGAGUUCAUGUUUUUUUUUUUUACCUGACCGUUAAUCCCAGCAGAAGACCGCAAAUGAUCCCGUUUAAAAAAGGAGAGGAAUGGCAUUCAAACGGCUCAUUUUUAAAAAGGCUUACGCUGAAUGCUAAAUUAAAGAAUAAAGAACCAGAAAAAAAGGAAGAGUAAAAAAUUUUACUAAAAUUAAACGUGUAUGUUGUGACAUAGUGGCACUUUGGAUAAAACUAGUAAACUUACGUAAGGAAAGGAUUAACUGAAAGCCGAAACCUGUACAGGUGACUCAAGAUUGCCGCAUUUAAUAGGAUCUUUACGAGGCUUACUCUGAUAUCUUCAAGGCUUUUUCACUAAUCGAUCAUCACGCAAACACACCACAAGCGUAAAAUUAAACUAGCGUGCGCCUUAAUCGGUGAAAACGACAGAGAACCUAUCGCCAAAAUCUGAUUUCCGCUGAAUUCCGUGCAAACCCUCGCGACAUAAAAUAAUGCAUUUUUUGUUCUUUCAUAAAGUUUUUCAAUUUAUAGCUCUAAUGAGUGUUGAGUUUAACGGGAUCAUUAGUGGUUUUAAAAUCUUUGUACUGCACAUACGUACCUUUCGUGUAAAAAAAGUCGUCCCCACAGAUGGGCCAGUACAGGAACCUGCACAGGUAACCCAAGAUUACCGCAUUUUAGAGAAUCUUUACGAGGCUUGCUCUGAUAUCUUCAGGGCUUUUUCACUACUCGAUCAUGACGCAAAGACACUACAAGCGUAAAAUUAUUCAAGCGUUCGCCUAAAUUAAUGAAAGCGACAGAGAACUCAUUGCCAAAAUCUAAUAUUCUUAGAAUUCCGUACAAACCCUCGCGAUAUAAAAUAAUACAGGUAUUGUUCUUUCGUAAAGUUUGUCAGUUGAUAGCUUUAACGAGUGUUGAGCUUGACGGGAUCAUUAGUGGUUUUUCGUGUGAAAAAAGUCGUCCCCACAGACAGGCCAACACAGGCGGUUAAGGAAACCUGCACAGGUAACCCAAAUUGCCGUAUUUAAGAGAAUCUUUACGAAGCUAACUCUAAUAUCUUUAGGGUUUUUUUAACUAAUCAAUCAUCACGCAAAGACACUAUAAGCGUAAAAUUAAACUAGCACGAGCCUUAAUUGGCGAAAACGACAGAGAACCCAUCGCUAAAAUCUAAUUUCAGUAUUCCGGGCAAACCCUCGCGACAUAAAUAAUGCUUGCAUUGUUCUCUCGUAAAGUUUGUCAAUUGAAAGCUUUAAUGAGUGUUGAGUUUAACGGGAUCAUUAGCGGUUUUAAAAUCUUUGUACUGCAUAUACGUAUCUUUCGUUUGAAAAAUGUCGUACAGGUAACCCAAGGUUGCCGCAUUUUAGAGAAUCUUUACGAGGCUUGCUCUGAUACCUUCAUGGCUUUUUCACUAAUCGAUCAUCACGCAAAGACACUACUAGCGUAAAAUCAAACCAGCGUGCGCCUUAAUUAUUGAAAACGACAGAGAACCCAUCGCCAAAAUCUAAUUUCCGUUGACAUAAAACAUUUCUCGCGACAUAAAAUGAUACAUGUAUUGUUCUUUCGUAAAGUUUGUCGGUUGAUAGCUUUAAUGAAUGUUUAGUUUAACGGGAUCAUUGGCGGUUUUGAAAUCUUUGCACUGCACAUACUUAUCUUUCGUGGGAAAAAAGUCGCCCCCACAGAAUGGCCAACACAGGCGGUUAAAGAAACCUGUACAAGUGACCCAAGAUUGCCGUAUUUAAUAGAAUCCUUACGAGGCUUGCUCUAAUAUCUUCAGGGGCUUGUAACUAAUCGAUCAUCAUGUAAAGACCCUACAAGUGUGAAAUCAAACUACCACGCGCCUAAAUUGGUGAAAACGAUAGAGAACCCAUCGCCAAAAUCCCAUUUCUGUUGAAUUCCGUGCAAAUCCUCGCGAUGUAAAAUAAUGCAUGUAUUGUUCUUUUGUAGUGCGCAAAAAUAUCUUCCAUCUGUUUUGUAUCUAUAGUGUUUUCUGUAUAAUGCAAUAAGUUCAUCAAUUUCAUCUUAUAUUUGAGAUUAAAAUGCGAAAAAAACUGGCAGAAAGAGUUAUUGGGGCGGCGAAGGGAAGCCAAAAAAAAUUAGGUAUAUAAUAAAACAGUGGACAGCGGUGAAGGCGCGCUCUGAUUGGCUACUCAAACUCUCAAUAUCCUUUAUUAUUCAUCAAUAGCCACCUCCUUUACAGUAAAUAGUUAUUAAGUAUCAACGGUAGUUUUUCAGAAACUUACCCCUUUUAUUCAUCACUGUAUUUUUUUUGUUAGUCCACUAUCCGGCUGUUUCUAUUGAUUGACAGCACCCAACUCAAGAACGAUGGUGUUUAUUACUUGUAAUCAUGGCACUCAUAUAUUUAUCUUCCGUGUGAGAAAUAUUAUUCUACACAGAUGGGGCGAUAACAAGCGGCCUAAGAAACAAGCGUAGGUGACCAAAAGAUUGCCGUAUUUAUGACGAUCUUCCCUUGGCUUGCUGUGAUUUCUCGGAAGCUUCUCACUGAUCGAUCAUCGAAGACCUGAUAAGCGUAAAAGUCACCAAACAAGCCUCAAAAUGGAACCAGACACUGGAGAAACAGCAAACAACAAUUUCUCCACUGAUAGGUCAGUGUUCUUUUGCUCGCAAUAUGAAUUUUUUACUUGGGACUUAGAAAAUACUACCUUCCCUUGGAUCAUUGUGGGAAGCAUAAUACUUCUCUCUCCCGUUACAAUUCUUAUGAAUCUGUUAGUAAUCGUAACGAUUGCAAAACGGAGAGACCUGCAAAAAUUGUCAAAUAUUCUGCUCAGGAGCCUCGCCCUUGUAGAUCUUCUCGUUGGCGCUGUAUCGAUGCCGUUAUCUGCGACGGUGGACGUGCUAAUUCUCCGCCAGAUGCCCGUCGAAUAUAUUUGUGAUUUAGACUUGGCUAAUAUCACUGUUCUUUAUUUCCUUUCCGUGUUGUCUCUGUAUCAUUUGACUGCCAUUGCAUGGGAGAGAAACGUAGCGAUACGGAAAGGCCUUCAAUAUCGGGUACUCGUUUCAAAGAACCUUCUCGUAAAACUCUCGAUAUUUGCUUGGCUGGUAGCCGCGUUUACAGACCUUCCCGCUACUAUUCUGACAGUAACGGAGGUAGGUACGGAGAUCACCGACAUGUGGAUGACCAUCGAAUGUACUUUGAUGGUAAUUUGUGUGAUGAUCAUUGCCUGCUAUAACAUCUUGGUGUAUCUUGGAGUACGAAAGCGUAAGAAAAACCAGAUUGUACCACUCACUGCAAACCAGAAAAUGGAAUCGAAGACGGCCAAGAUAUGUGGACUGCUCACGCUUGUUAUCUUUUCAUCCUUCCUUCCAAAACUGUUGAUCUCCAUUUUUUCAGAAAUAUUCCCGGCCCCACUACAGUCGAACUCAGCUUUCCGUCUGACAGAAACGCUAGUGCAAUUGAAUUCCUUGCUGACUCCCUUAAUUUACUGGUAUCGAGACCGCCGUUUUAGGAAUGCUGUUCUAGAGAUACUACGACUCAGGAAACCUCAACCCAUCCACCCGUCCGUUGCUGCGAGAAUUGCCUGUCGAGGUAGCCCAGUUGGAACGGUAGCUGAGCGGCAUGAUUGA